UUAUUGUCUUCACUGAUGCCUAACUCAAGCGAGCAGUCGCAUUUUGGUGGCUCUCUGGGCCAGCAAGGAGCUGAAUGGAGUGAAGGCCAGAACGGCGGUUCUGCAAGUCGUUGUCACUACUGUGGUACGGUGGCAGGACGUAGGAAUUCUUUGGCGCUAGGUGGGGGAGACGGUGGAGUGUGGUUUCACCAUCUCUUAGAUCUUCAUCCGAAACAGGACUCGGUCCACCAGGCUUCCCUGUACAGACAGAUCGAGCAGGAACAGCAUGGACAGCAGCUGCUGAGGAAGAACUCUGUGCCCGAUCUGAGCAGUAGCCUCUACCUCAGGCAAGUCAUGGCAGGCCGGGCUUCGGCACCUCCUCAGGAUUACUACCUGGCUGACGCAACCUUAUCUGGUCAGUCGCUUGAAGAGUCUGGGUUUUACAGGGAUAACCAGCACUUACUCACCAGAUCAGCCUCGCAUUAUGGGCCCAGCACCGGGGCGGGGGGGCCUACCUGGGAUCAAGGACAGGCGUGGGCCACACCUUCCGUAUUGGCCUCAGCUUCUACCCCUACUCCCACGCGUCCUCCCCUUCCGCCUCCUCCCCCACCGCCGCCUCCUCCUCCUCCACCUCCUCCCCCUCCCCUCCAUGAGCUGAGCCGUUUGUAUAGGGAAAGUCUGGGAUCUAAGAUGAUCCCAGACGUCCAGCGUAUUGGUGGCCGCUCUUCCUCUCCUGUGGUCUACGGGGUUCAGCCCCCUCUUCCUCUUUACGCUGCCGAGCCGUCGUCUCUCUCUGCUCGUCAGGCUUAUAACAGUAUCAACAGCUUGUCCCUGGAACACCGCCAGCCAGCUGCCACCAAGUCAGUGGUGGACCCAGCUUCUCAGGGAAUGGACGGAGUUCUGCCCCGGGCUUACGGAGCUGUAGCCUCCCAAAGGCUGCCUUAUGACCCCAGCUAUGACCCCAGCUCAGGCAUGGUGGCUGCCACAGCUGGAAUGACAUCCAGCUUGCCUCUUCACCAUCCCAGUGCUGCAGACCCCAAGAAGAUGGUGGACCCUGCCUUUUUAUCUUUCCUUCGGGCUGAAGGCUUGGCUGAAAGCACAAUUACUCUCCUGCUGCAACAUGGCUUCGAUUCCACUCCCACCCUGGCGAUGAUGGAAGACCACGAUGUCCGGUCUGUGGCUCCUAACUUGGCCCAGGCCCGUGUUCUGUCCCGUGUGGUGCUUGGUUGUAAGACCGGAGGGAUGGCAGCACGUACCCGAUCCAAUAGCUUCAGCCAUCGCAACGACCUUUACAUGCAGCCCCAAGGUUUGACCAUGGACCCCAGCCUGAUCCAGCAGCCUCCCACCACCCUACAGACAGUGUCCCCAAGGAUGGGAGAAUUUCUUGGUAGAAGACCCAGCAGCGCACCCUCUCAACAUCUCCUGGAAACCACCACCUACCCAGGAGCACGGCCCAUGGCAACUGGAGCUUUCCCACUAAGCCCCGGAGGAUGUAGUAGUGCCGUUACUCAGGGAAGACCAUUCUCCAUGUACAAUGCACACACUGGUCUCGCCAUGUCUGCUCUCGGACAACAGCCUCCUCCAGCUCCAGGAACGCCUGGAGCGGCGCCCAAAACCUUCUCUGGCUCCUACUCCCCCAUGGAGCUGAUGAAGAGGGCCCCCAACCUUCCCCCAGCAUCGCCUGUAGGAGCACCGAGCCCGCUUCACAGCCCACAACUUCUGCGGAAAGGGAUCAACGCUGCACCAGAGAGUACCAUUGUUCCCGUAACUUCUUCGUCCACUUUCCAAGCACAAAACCUUAACAACACCAAGCUGGUGGGACGACGCACUGGUCCGCCUGUCAUAGUCUCAACUAUGGCCACCACACCUGACACAAGUAUUCGGCCCCAAAUCAUGAACGGGCCCAUGCACCCGCGCCCCCUGGUGGCGCUGUUGGACGGGCGCGACUGCACCGUGGAGAUGCCCAUCCUGAAAGACUUGGCGACCGUCGCCUUCUGCGACGCCCAGUCCACGCAGGAGAUCCACGAGAAGGUGCUGAACGAGGCUGUGGGAGCCAUGAUGUACCACACCAUCACCCUGACCAGAGAGGACCUGGAAAAAUUUAAAGCCCUACGCAUCAUCAUCCGCAUCGGCAGCGGCUACGACAACAUCGACAUCAAGGCUGCCGGAGAGCUGGGCAUCGCCGUGUGCAACAUCCCUUCGGCGGCUGUGGAGGAGACGGCGGACUCCACCCUGUGCCACGUCCUCAACCUCUACCGACGAAACACCUGGCUCUACCAGGCUCUCCGGGAGGGCACGCGGGUCCAGAGCGUGGAGCAGAUCCGGGAGGUGGCGUCCGGCGCCGCCCGCAUCCGCGGCGAAACGCUGGGCCUCAUCGGUUUUGGUCGUUCAGGCCAGGCGGUCGCAGUGCGCGCCAAGGUGUUCGGCUUCAACGUCAUCUUCUACGACCCUUACCUGCAGGACGGCCUGGAGCGCUCGCUGGGCGUCCAGCGCGUCUACACCCUGCAGGACCUGCUCUACCAGAGCGACUGCGUCUCCCUGCACUGCAACCUGAACGAACACAACCACCACCUCAUCAACGACUUCACCAUCAAACAGAUGCGUCAGGGUGCGUUCCUGGUCAACACCGCGCGGGGAGGCCUGGUGGACGAGAAGGCUCUGGCCCAGGCGCUGAAGGAGGGCAGGAUACGCGGAGCUGCCCUGGAUGUACACGAGACUGAGCCUUUCAGUUUUGCUCAGGGCCCUCUGAAAGAUGCUCCCAACCUGAUCUGCACGCCACACACAGCCUGGUACAGCGAGCAGGCCUCCCUGGAGAUGAGGGAGGCGGCGGCCACCGAGAUCCGAAGAGCCAUCACCGGCCGCAUCCCCGACAGCCUACGAAACUGCGUCAACAAGGAGUUCUUCGUCACCACGGCACCGUGGGCGGUCAUGGAUCAACCGGGCGUUCACCCCGAGCUCAACGGAGCCGCCUACAGAUACCCGCCGGGUGUAGUUGGAGUGGCUCCGGGUGGCAUCCCGGGGGCGUUAGAGGGCAUGGUGCCCGGUGGGGUGCCCAUCGCCCACACCCUGCCCUCUGGUACACACCCGUCCCAGGCCCCGUCGCCCAACCAGCCCUCCAAACACGGCGAGACCAGAGAGCACCUCACCGAGCAAUAGCAGCAGAGGGGACACAGACGGCAGAGCUCUGAUCCGACCCGCUGACCCCUCAGAAGAAGCAACCAAUCACAAAAGCAACCGACCAACUGGGACCAAGAGACAGUGAAACAACACAAGCGGGCUGCCUGUUAAAUCAGCCAGCAACUGGGAACAAAAGAAGUGUUCCGGGGGAAUUUGUACUUUUAACGUUUUAGUUUUUACUCUGUCUCUCUGGGUUCAGUACCGACUUUACUCUUUGAUGAUGUUUUUUUUUUUUUUUUUUUUUUUGGUUUUUGGUUUAGUUUUUCUUCUUUGGGACAUGCCUAUGAUUGUGGACACAAGAGUCCAGUGUUUUUAGUGCUCCGGGGGUUACCCGAUGAGACUCUGUCCCGUCCCCCCCCCCCUUACUCCCCUAACCCCUCAAAACCCCGUACACCUCAGAGCUCAUGGGAAAUGUAGGCCCACAUCUCAACGCACCAACGGAACGAACGAGAGAAAAACCUUUGGCAUCGUGUGCUACUGGACCUUAUUCCCCAUCCCACCUCUUCCUCCUCUUCCUCUUCCUCUUCCUCCUCCUCCGCCUCCCCCCUUAUGUAACAAGUGUGUGUUGUUUAGGCCCCUCAUUAUGCUUCCGAAGAGAAUUAUUAUUUUUUGUUUUUUCCUUUCUAUCGUCAGUGUGAAUGACUCAAAGUGGAUUAUUGACUUAUAUAUAUUUAUCAUUCAUCAAAUUAAAGGAAAAAAAGAUUGCUCAUCAGUUAUAAUAGUGGGUUUUAGCCCUUUCCUGGCGUCGACGGCUACGGCAGACCUCCACCACUAGAUGGCGCUUCUGCACAGCGUGAGGACCCUGCAUCCGGAGACCAGCGAGUUUUGGCAGCAACACUAAACUAAAAAAAACAUUCACCUGAUAACGUUCGCUGAUAGCUUCUGAAAACAGUGUUUUUGUUAGAGUUAUUGUAGAGUGACGUGUGACUGAAGAGCCUGAAGAUGAAAACAUUCUCAACGUGAUCAUUAAAAACAAAAAAAAAUCAGUUGUUUUAUUUUGUGUCUCAUUCGGGACAGAGAGCGGCGUAGAUUCCUCCCUUCUUUGAGCACAUUUUCCCCACUCGAGACAGGAAAGGGUUAAAGCAAACUUAUUUUCUUAAUGACUCAGGAAAAACACUUUUUUGCCGAUUUUAUCGUUUUUUCCCCCCAGAUAAUUAUUAUUAUUAUUAUUAUUAUUAUUAUUUUUGUCUUUGAGGAAAAAAAAGUUAAGACUAAUAAUCCGGUUAGUCUGAAUAUUUUCUCUCCUCCAUCCUCUUCUCCGUCGUGGUAUUUUUAUAUACGAGGCGCAUCCCACGUUUUUUGGUGUUUAAAAGAGUUUUGAAGAGUCCUGUUAGAUUUGUAUUGCCUAGUUAAAUGUUCCUAUAACCAUAGUCCUAUGUGAUCCAACCUCCCCGACCCCCCCUCUCUCUUCUCUCUCUCUUUUCUCUCCUUCUUAUAUUUUCUUUGUUCUAUUGAAGGCCAGGUUCUUUGGGGGCGUCCUGUACUCUGUAAGAGCAAUAGCUGAAACUCCUACUUAGUGUCCCGACAAUAGCAGAAGAGGCAGCCAGCAGUAUGUUUUUGUUUUUAGUGUGAGUAUUUGUAUUUGUUUCUUGUACAAGGUGAACAUUUAGCAUUCAGUGCAGUUCAAAUAAAAAGAUACGAUUCUGAGAA
Molecule: messenger RNA, 4806 nt
Organism: Mugil cephalus (flathead mullet)
Lineage: Eukaryota; Metazoa; Chordata; Actinopteri; Mugiliformes; Mugilidae
Product: C-terminal-binding protein 2
Exons: 9
Coding region: 16-3135 (1039 amino acids)
Molecular function (GO): transcription corepressor activity; oxidoreductase activity, acting on the CH-OH group of donors, NAD or NADP as acceptor; NAD binding
Source: RefSeq, a predicted model, not a curated record